AUGUUGGCCAUCAUUGGAGCUUCUGGUAAACUUGGCGGUGCUACAUUGAAAGCUCUCCUCGCUCAUAACCUGCUCCCAAAGGACCAGAUAGUAUGCUGUACCUCAUCUAAACCUGGCAGCGAUACCUGGACUUCGCUGGAAAAGCAGGGUGUCCAAGUUCGCCAUGCCUCAUUUGACGACAAGGCUUCUCUCGAGAAGGCUCUCACCAGAUGCGACAAGUUCUUCCUCGUCUCUACCCCCAAGAUCGAUAUGGAUUAUAAUGACGCUCCUCACGGCGAGGGCCGCGAGAAGCAUCAUUUCACUGCCAUUGAUGCUGCCCAAGCUGCAGGCGUGAAGCACAUCUACUACAGCUCUCUAGCUUUCCAGAACCCUUCAAAGUCUUGCGUCAUGCAGGCUCAUAUUCGCACCGAGGCAUACCUUGCAAAGCUACAAAACAUCGACUACACUGUCUUGCGUGAGGGUCUAUACAAUGAGAGCUGGCCGCUGUAUGCAAGCUAUUACGACCUCAAGGAUGAUCAGCGAUCUGAAGUUCGUGUCGGUGGUGAUUCUCUGAUCAGCUGGACUGCCAUCUCUGAUCUUGGUCUCGCUAGCGCUCUGGUCAUCGUUGCACCAUCGUCCGAAUACGCCGCCAAAACCUUCUACCUUUCAGCUACUCAAGGCGCAAGAACCAUUAACCAAGUCCUCGAAAAGGUCUCGGCAGUCCGGUCCAAGAAAGUGUCAACGAAGAUCGUCUCGAGGGAAGAGCUCGAGAACUAUUACGUUCGAGACAUCAAGUUGUCAGAGCCUGCCGCUAAGUGGUGGGCCGCAACCUAUGACGCUUUGAGAGAUCAAGAGUGCCUGAUCAACGACCCGACUUUGGAGAAGCUCUUGGCCACCAAGGGACAGAAGCCCAAGCCUGUCGAGGAGACGAUAGAGGAGAUGCUUCGCGCUUGA
This is a messenger RNA of Aureobasidium musti, 933 nucleotides long. NCBI's taxonomy places the organism in Eukaryota, Fungi, Ascomycota, Dothideomycetes, Dothideales, Saccotheciaceae. The record is from the annotation of a GenBank genome assembly.